Molecule: messenger RNA, 636 nt
Organism: Rosa rugosa (rugosa rose)
Lineage: Eukaryota; Viridiplantae; Streptophyta; Magnoliopsida; Rosales; Rosaceae
Product: non-specific lipid-transfer protein 1-like
Exons: 2
Coding region: 84-434 (116 amino acids)
Biological process (GO): lipid transport
Cellular component (GO): membrane
Molecular function (GO): lipid binding
Source: RefSeq, a predicted model, not a curated record
AUUCCAACUCACUCAAGCUCCCAACUCUAGCGAUCACAAAACCCAUUCCUACACAUAUUUCCUUAUCUUCUCCAUAGUGCAUUAUGGCAUCUGCAGUGGUGAAGCUUGCUUUGGUGGCUCUCAUGUGCAUUGUGGUGGCUGUCCCCGUCGCCCAGGCCAUCACCUGCGGCCAAGUGACCCAAAACGUGGCACCGUGCAUCAACUACGUCAAGAGUGGUGGCCCUGUCCCUGCCGCUUGCUGCAACGGAGUCCGCAACCUUAACAGCCAGGCGAAGACCACAGCCGACCGCAAGCAAACUUGUACUUGCCUAAAGAACGCAGCUGGAUCCAUUCCCGGAGUUAACCCUAACCUCGCCGCUGGUCUUCCCGGCAAAUGUGGUGUCAGCGUUCCCUACAAGAUCAGCACGUCCACCAACUGCAACAAUGUGAAGUGAAGAGGUUGAUGGAUACUCAAUUUUCGGCCGCAGAGAUCAUAUUAUUAUUAACCUGAGAAUAAAGUUGUGGGUGUUUAUGAGAUCCACUUGGGAUUCCUCAUGUGGGAAUCCUUAAGUUAUCGUUCUGUAUGUCAUCUGCUAGGUCACAACCUAUGUAGCUCGUCUAUCUAGGAUUAAUUAUAGUACCUAUAUUUCAAAUUAA